GAGAAGUAUGAAAUGAUGAUCUUGGCUCCAGUAUCUGAUCUAUAUUUCUGAGACGAUAAUAUAUAUCUUUCUCUUCCCUUCCCACUUCUUGUGUUGAUAUGGUACACCAUGUUUGCUUAUUAAGAGAAGAUACCUAAGAAAAGGAGGUCUCCAUUUCUUCUUCAUCUUUCUCUCUCCAUCAACCACCCCUGGAAUUGGGAUUACAGAACCAGCAUCAAGAGAAGCAUAUAUAGAGGAGAAGAGAGAUCGAGAAAUUACAUGGCUUCAUCAAGAGGGUUUUGUUACUCAGAUGUUUCAUCAAGCAAUCCAGAAAUUCACAGCCAUCUAGUGGAUCAGAUCCAAGGAUUUGAAUCGAACCCAGAUAUGUUUCACUUGACAACAGGGAUGGAGAUGAUUGGGUUUAGUAAGAAUCUGCAUCAACAAAGUGACAGUAACUCUGUUAUGUGGAAAGGCUUCUUUGGCAAAACUGGCAACAACCCAUCACCACCACCAGAAGCAGCUGCAGGUCCUUCAUCUUCAAAGACUAUCAAUGAUUCCAUCACUGAUUUCUAUCAACAGCAUCAUGAGUUCAAUAAACCUGAUUUAUUCCCAACUGGGAUUUUAGAGACAAGUAGUGAUCAUCAGAAUCUGUUAGUUGCUGGAACUCAGCAUCAUCAUCAUCAAUCAACUCAUCAUCCAUGGCAAGACAGUAGAUUGAUUGCUGAUGAUUCUUCUUUGAGGUGUGUGUUUCCUUGUGAAGGGAAUGAAAGACCAAGUCAAGGUCUGUCACUCUCUCUAUCUUCAACCAAUCCUUCCAGAUUAGGCUUACAGUCUUUUGAACUCAGACAGCAAAGUACUAAUCAGCAUCAUGAUCAGCAAGAACAGAUGAUGCAGUUCCAUCUAAGGAACUCAAAGUACUUGGGUCCUGCUCAGGAACUUCUGAUUGAAUUUUGUAGUGUUGGAACAAAACAAACUGAUGUCUUCAAGCAAAAGCCUCACAAGCCAAAACAGUAUGAAGAUGAGGAUGCUAGUAGUUCUUCCAGAAAACAAUCUCUUCAUUCCCUUGAUUUCAUGGAGUUGCAAAAGAGGAAGACAAAGUUGUUUUCAAUGCUUGAAGAGGUAGACAGAAGAUACAGGCACUACUGUAACCAAAUGAAGGCAGUGGUGUCAUUCUUUGAAGCUGUGGCAGGUCAUGGAGCAGCAAGUGGUUAUUCAAGCCUAGCUGCAAAGGCAAUGUCAAGGCACUUUAGGUGUUUGAGAGAUGGAAUCAUCAGUCAGAUUCAGGCCACAAAGAAGGCCAUGGGAGAGAGAGAUCCUGUGGUGCCGGGCACAACUAGAGGCGAAACGCCGGGGCUUAGAAUCCUUGAUCAAUCUUUGAGACAACAGAGGGCCUUUCAACUUAUGAAUACGAUGGAGACUCAUCCAUGGAGACCACAAAAAGGUUUACCGGAGAGAUCUGUUUCUGUUCUUCGUGCUUGGUUGUUCGAGCAUUUCCUCCAUCCGUACCCUUGUGAUGUCGAUAAACACAUCUUAGCUCGCCAAACUGGUCUCUCAAGAAGCCAGGUAUCUAAUUGGUUUAUUAAUGCAAGAGUGAGGCUGUGGAAACCAAUGGUGGAAGAAAUGUACUUGGAAGAAAUCAAAGAGCAAAAAAACAACAACAUGGAUUCUCCAGAUGGGGUCACUGAUCAUAAUAUUCUUGACGACAAUAUUGGCCGGCCUAAUCCGAAUCCAAAUCCAAAUCCAUCCACGGAUCGAAAACUGAUACCGGACCAGCUCCUCCGAAUAGACCCAGAUCAUAGCCUCUCCUCCAUAAUCAAUCACCGUGACCCAAAAGUUCACCACCACCGCACUAAUUUUGGGUCUUCUUUUGGUGCUGCUGCCAUGGAAUUGGACUUCUCAUCAUACAACCACCACCACAACCCUCCAGGGGUCUCCAGUGCUAAUCAGAAUUUCAACGGUGGCGUGUCGCUGACGUUAGGGUUGCAACAACAAGGUGGGAGUGGUGGUGGUGGUGGUGGUGGUGGUGGUGAAGUAAGCUUAGCGUUUCCACCGGCUUCGCAAAGUUCACUCUUCUACUCAAGAGAGCACAAUGACGAUUGUCAACAGGUUCAGUACUCUCUUUUAGAUGGUGAAGGACAGAAUUUGCCUUAUAGAAACUUGAUGGGGGCACAGCUGCUUCAUGAUUUAACAGGUUAAUUAGGAUUGCAUAUAUAAAUACUACCUAAAUUUAGGCACAUAGUGAGAGAGAGGGUUAUUGAUAC
Molecule: messenger RNA, 2240 nt
Organism: Tripterygium wilfordii
Lineage: Eukaryota; Viridiplantae; Streptophyta; Magnoliopsida; Celastrales; Celastraceae
Product: homeobox protein BEL1 homolog
Exons: 5
Coding region: 259-2175 (638 amino acids)
Biological process (GO): regulation of transcription by RNA polymerase II
Molecular function (GO): RNA polymerase II cis-regulatory region sequence-specific DNA binding; DNA-binding transcription factor activity, RNA polymerase II-specific
Source: RefSeq, a predicted model, not a curated record